This is a messenger RNA of Cynara cardunculus var. scolymus (artichoke), 901 nucleotides long. Its product is annotated as transmembrane emp24 domain-containing protein p24beta2-like. Gene Ontology annotation, biological process: endoplasmic reticulum to Golgi vesicle-mediated transport; intracellular protein transport; Golgi organization. Gene Ontology annotation, cellular component: endoplasmic reticulum-Golgi intermediate compartment; endoplasmic reticulum; Golgi apparatus. Lineage: Eukaryota; Viridiplantae; Streptophyta; Magnoliopsida; Asterales; Asteraceae. The transcript is spliced from 5 exons. Bases 129 to 764 code for a protein of 211 amino acids. The record is from RefSeq and is a predicted model, not a curated record.
ACUUGGGUGAAACUAGUUCCAAGUUUGGUCGUGUGUUCUGACUUCUGAUCCGUCCUCAAUCGUGACUGUAAUCGAAGAAAUUAUCAAUUAAUCGGCCCCAAAUCCUCCAUAUCCGAAUCGAAUCAAAGAUGAGAAUGAUGUCGACGGCGGUUGCGGCGGCAGUAAUGGUGCUUCUGACGGCUAACAUAGGCGGAGUGUUCGGGAUCAGGUUUGUAAUUGAUAGAGACGAAUGUUUUUCUCAUAAAACCGAGUACGGAACCACUGUUCGAUUUUCUUUCGUUGUUAUUAAAGUCGAAGGUGCUUGGCAUUAUACCGAAGACGGCGUUGAUCUUGUGGUGAAAGGACCUGCGGGAGAACAAAUUCAUGAUUUCCGUGACAAAACAAGCGACAAGUACGAUUUCGUGGCACAUAAAGAAGGACUCUAUCAGUUUUGCUUCACUAACAAAUCUCCGUACCAUGAAACCAUUGACUUUGAUGUGCAUUCUAGCCACUUCUAUAACGACGUUGAGCAUGCAAAAGAUGAUCAUUUCAAACCGAUUUUGGAACAGAUAUCCAAGUUAGAGGAUGCUUUAUAUAACAUUCAAUUUGAACAACAUUGGCUCGAGGCGGAGACUGAUCGACAAGCAAUAAUAAAUGAAGGGAUGAGCAAGAGAGCAAUGCACAAAGCUAUGUUCGAAUCAGCAGCUUUGAUCGGUGCAAGCGUAUUGCAGGUCUACCUUCUCCAACGUCUGUUUGAACGAAAGCUCGGGAUGUCGAGAGUUUAAUUCAUGAUCGAUUGCGGAAUGUUUUAUAGCACUUUUUAAUUUAUUCGAUCUUCUGUUAUGAGCUCUAGAUAUAUACCACCAAAUUUGCAUUUGUAACUUUAAUUCGGGUGGACUUAACAAAUGACCAUUUACAUUCU